AUGUCGAGGAUGGUUGGAGACGGCACCAUUCGCAACAACAGAACAGAACACACGAAUACGAUCACGCAUGGAAAGUUUUACUUCGUAUUUUCGUAUGCUGAACAACUUUCAAUGGCCACUAGAAACUUACUCGCCCUCGCGGCUUUAGGGAGCUACAGUGGGCACCAAGUUGUUGUACCUUUUGUUAAAAAUUCAAGGUUUUUCGGUAGUUCUAAAAUGAGUAGUGACACUCAAACGCUGGAAUUGUACUACAAUCUGAGCGCACUUAACAACAAGCUUCGCUCACACGGUUACAGCACUUUGGUGAGCUGGGAAACAUUUCAGAAUGUUUGUCGGAACAAGUUGGACUUACUACUAUAUAUAAACUAUGGUAAUAUAGCUUUUCACCGAGGGAAAAAGACAAAAUGUAGCGGUAAUCAAAGACAUCAAGGUUUCGUUAAAGGUUUCAGAGUACUGAAAACUAUUUGCGUGGAUUCCGGGAUGCUUUCUUCGGUUGAAGAUUUUCUAAAGGACGUGAUCAGAGAAAAUGAAUGUGUUGGGAUCGAAGACUGGAGGGGAAAUGGAACAUUGACGUCAUAUCGAGCUUUAUUUCCACUUCCUUCGAACAUCCAUCAUCCCCUCGAUCAUAAAAGUAUAAGUCUAUUUUUCAAUGAAAAACUUUUGGAAAUCGCUCAACACUUUAUUUCAAAGAUGUUAGGCUCAAACUAUGUUUCCUUUCACAUUCGCUCGGAAAAAAUUCUCAAGAGACCUAAUGGAACUAUUACCGCUUUGGUCAAUUGCUUAAAACAACUGUCAGCCAUGACCAAUCGAUCGAGUGAAUAUGAUAAUCAUAAAAUUUUCGUAGCUACGGACUUUUCACCGUCAGGAUCUCAAAGUUUCGGUAUCUCAUUGGCUCGCAAUAAUACCACCUUGCUUUUAAAUCAUCUUGAUGAACUGUUGCACAAUCCAGUAUUUUUUCAGCCGCAUGUUUAUAACCUCUUAGACACAGGAGCGGUUGCCAUUGUUGAAAUGACUAUUCUUACAUCAGGAAGGCGGUUAUUUUUAACUGGAGGGGGAUCUUUUCAAGCUUGGAUCAAGGAUCAAUUUGCGAAUGGGAAACACAAGGGUUACAGCAAAGUGCAGGUCGCAUGCACAAGCAAAUAG
Porites evermanni is the source of this 1143-nucleotide messenger RNA. The record is from the annotation of a GenBank genome assembly. Lineage: Eukaryota; Metazoa; Cnidaria; Anthozoa; Scleractinia; Poritidae.